Messenger RNA from Schizosaccharomyces octosporus yFS286, 1337 nucleotides. Its product is annotated as centrin. The coding region runs from base 34 to 564 and encodes 176 amino acids. Gene Ontology annotation, biological process: spindle pole body duplication. The transcript is spliced from 2 exons. Gene Ontology annotation, molecular function: microtubule binding; calcium ion binding. The record is from RefSeq and is a predicted model, not a curated record. Lineage: Eukaryota; Fungi; Ascomycota; Schizosaccharomycetes; Schizosaccharomycetales; Schizosaccharomycetaceae. Gene Ontology annotation, cellular component: mitotic spindle pole body; half bridge of spindle pole body.
GACUGACAAUAAACCUGCCAUUUUCUAAUUCCAAUGUUUGCAAACGCGCGAGCGAAAAGACGUCCUAGAGCCACUUCUCCUACGCCUGCGAGAUUGACUAGCUAUGCACCGGCUCGAGUAGAGAUUACAGAGGAACAGCGACAAGACAUUCAUGAGGCUUUCAAGUUGUUUGAUUCAGACAAAGACAACGCAAUUGAUUAUCAUGAAUUGAGGGCUGCUAUGCGUGCAUUAGGAUUCAAUGCAGAAAAAGCAGAAGUUCUUAAAAUUUUACGUGACUUUGAUAAAACUGGAAAAGGAUACCUUCAAAUGGAGGACUUCGUUCGCGUCAUGACCGAAAAAAUUGUAGAAAGAGAUCCUCUAGAAGAGAUUAAACGUGCUUUCGAGCUCUUUGAUGAUGAUGAAACUGGUAAAAUUAGCAUACGAAAUCUUCGUCGCGUCGCUAAAGAGUUGAAUGAAAACAUUGAUGAUCAAGAAUUAGAAGCUAUGAUAGAAGAGUUUGACCUUGAUCAAGACGGUGAAAUUAAUGAACAGGAAUUCAUAAGUAUAAUGAUGGAUGAAGCCUAAUGUAUACUAGUGUUCAUACAGUUGGUCAUUCCGCUAUACCUUUGAUGGAUCUAGUGAAACUUUUUGUGUCUUCUAUCUUCUUUCGUUUUUUUACUUUCUAUGCUGGUAUAUACUCUCUUUAUUUAUAGGUUACAUAAUUUAGUAAUUGGUCUAUUAUCUUCUUCCAAGUAAGCUUCGGAAAAAACCUUUCGUCUUGCUCUCAGAUGAAGAAUCCUGUUCUUCGACCUUUAAUUUGGUUUUUUCAAAUUCUGUUUGUUGUCCCAAGUAUGUAAUAGCUAAAUCAAAGAAAAGUGGUUUAGCAGGAAUGGGUCGUAAGUUCAAUUGAGUUAAGUUUAAGGGUUUCUCCAACUCCGUAUUGUACUGAUUCAUAGACUCGACCAGCGAUAAAUCCUUAGGCUUUUGAUUAAUCAUCUCCAUAGAAGCCAAGCUUCGCAAAAGUAGAAUUCUCUUUUUCAAAUCUUCAGGUUUUGUUUGCAACUCUGCAACAAUAUCGAAAGCGAUUUCCAGAGGGGUUUCCUCAAAAUUAUGUAGACAAUCGUUAGCUUGCUCAUAAUAAUGGCCUGCACGAAUACACAUAGCAAGUCCUUUUGCUUUAUCUUGUGAUUGAUACGCCUCGGCAAUAACCUGGCAACGUCUCGCUUUAGCUACAGCGAUUUGAGCUUCCAGUUGUACCAUCAUGCCAUUAUCCUUUGCGAUACCGGGUAAAUUCUUGGCAGCUUCAAUAUUCUAUAUUAAUGUUAGAUAGAUCAUAAUAGAUAGAAAACCAUCCUACC